AUGGAAAUUACCCUCAAAACUUGGAUUUUCUCGUGUCUGUUGAUACAAACUCUAGCCCUAUGGCAAUGUAGAUACUACCCCGACGAAUUACUCAUCGAGAAUCCUAAUACGGGAGAAUGGACCCACCAAAUACCCCAAAUUCACCGGACUGACUACAAAAAAGUGAACAGCAGCCCACCGGAUAACGUGUUAAAGGUGUUAGAGAAAUUGGGAUUAACUCAGAUACUAGAAUACAUGAAACAGACGGGAUUAGACGAAGGACUGAGCGGCGAAGGUCCCUUUACCGUAUUUGCACCCACUAAUCACUCCUUCGACGUUCUAAACAAGGAGAUAAAGGAUAACUUAACCGGCGAUAACCAGUUCUUGAGAAGAGUUUUGCAGUAUCACGUAAUACCAGAAAGGAAGAUGUCGUGGCACCUGAAAACCGGAGCCUGUUUACAGACGUUAAUCGAGAACACUUCGGUAGCCAUCACUUACACGUGGCAUAACGUAAGUAUAAUUAACUCCACAUUCAUAAAAUUAGUGAUUUUUAAUACGAUUCCCCCUCUUCAGAGAGUCCGAGUAAACGACGCACCGAUACUGUUACUAGACGUGGAAGGUAAAAACGGGGUGGUCCACGUUAUCGAAGACGUCCUCAUUCCUCCGGAUAAGACCGGUUGCCCGUAUAAAGAAUACCAGCAACCUCACCCGCAAUAUAUAGAACGAGGAUACGAGCACCCCCCUUGGAACAGAGCGUACGGUCCCGUGGCCCAAGAACUACCUAAUUACUAUCCGGGAUAUCCGGAAUUUGGGAAUUAUCAACACGGAUAAACGAUCACACAUUACGUCAUUUU
Centruroides sculpturatus (bark scorpion) is the source of this 833-nucleotide messenger RNA. RefSeq lists its product as uncharacterized. The transcript is spliced from 2 exons. Gene Ontology annotation, cellular component: extracellular matrix. Lineage: Eukaryota; Metazoa; Arthropoda; Arachnida; Scorpiones; Buthidae. The coding region runs from base 1 to 810 and encodes 269 amino acids. Gene Ontology annotation, biological process: extracellular matrix organization; cell adhesion. Gene Ontology annotation, molecular function: cell adhesion molecule binding. The record is from RefSeq and is a predicted model, not a curated record.